Molecule: messenger RNA, 3480 nt
Organism: Acaromyces ingoldii
Lineage: Eukaryota; Fungi; Basidiomycota; Exobasidiomycetes; Exobasidiales; Cryptobasidiaceae
Exons: 3
Coding region: 422-3220 (932 amino acids)
Biological process (GO): regulation of DNA-templated transcription
Molecular function (GO): DNA-binding transcription factor activity, RNA polymerase II-specific; zinc ion binding
Source: RefSeq, a predicted model, not a curated record
GUCUACUACAGCUACCGACUGCUACCAGUACCUCUACGCCCGCGCAUCUCGGUCCUCCGGAUCCUCUCGCACUUUCGAGCGGCGCGCUGUCAAUAUCACUGCUUCAGAUCGCCGGGCUGGAGAGUCAAGUCAGACAGGGUCAGCCACUUGUGCUAGCCAUAAUAUGAAUAGAAAUUGAAAUUCCAUUUCAACGCGCGAUUCACUUUCUGGUGGGGCUGUUAGCUUUCCCGUCUCAUCGCCACCACAGAGGACCGCUACCAAGCAGGCAAAGUGUGACGCAUCGUCGUGCAGCCCUGUGCCGAUUUAGCAGGAGGCCCGACCGCAGCAAACAACACCUUGGCUAAAGGAGAAGAAGAGAGUCGCCAUUGGUACGCAUAACGCACAACGACAGCAGACGAAAGCCGGAGGCCGAGCGUUCGCCAUGUCACCGGGACCCGUAGACGCUCCCGAGGGGGCCGCGGUGCAGCAGCGAGCCGUGGUCCGCGCCGCUUGCCUUAGCUGUCGAUCGGCAAAGCGUCGAUGUGAUGGUGUGAUGCCCGUCUGUGGACCGUGCGCCAGUCGAGGUGUCGAGGAAGGGGCUUGCAACUUUGUCUCGUCGAAGCGCGGCGGGCCGAGGUACAAGGGCGUCAAGGGAGCCGACGCUGCCAGACUCAAAGCGGACAAAGAUAGGCAAAAGGAAUUGGCCAGAACGUCAAAGGACCGCUCAAAAAUUGGCUCCGUCGAUAGCGGUACCAUCAGCCCAACUUCCGAGAGAGACAGAGUCAACAGCCUUCACAGGUCUUCCCUUUCCAGCAGUGGUGUUGGUGGCAUAAACGCCAGCCCCUUUGAUGACUAUGCAAGGCAAGAAAGCAUAGGCAGCAGUAGCGGCAGUGUGAUGAGCAUGCGUCGCAGCAACAGUCCAAACUCGGCCAACGGCGGGAGCCACCGGGGCCGAAGGUCGCAUUCAGCGUCAUUUGAUGAUGGGCCCAAUCAAACGCCUCCCAGCCCCUUUGUCGCCACGCCCGUUGUCCCCACGAUGCAUCCUUCAUCCGCCGCGUCGAUGGCGGCUCAGCAGCAUUUCCAUGCGCAGCAGCAGCAGCAACAACAACAACAACAACAACAACAACAGCAUCAGCAGCAGCAGCAGUACUUCCACCAUCAUCUGCCUGAGUCUGCCCAAAGCUCACUUCAGCAACCCUAUCACAAUCAGCAGCAGCAGCACCAGCAGCCGCUCCCACUACAGCACACACAGCAGCACCUCCCACACGAGAACCUGUACUCCUUUGAUAACACCGAGUUUGGCCAUGGUGUUUUGACGUUUGCCAAUCUCGAAUUGUGGCAGCGGAUGCAAGAGGGCCAAGCGACCGAGGAAAUAUCCGCCUUUUCCGACUUCUACUCGCGCUUGGAGAUGCUUCCCAAGGCCGGCGUGCCCGGUGCACAGGAUCCCAGCGGCGUCGACAUCUGGAUGGACUGGGAAGGUGGCGAGCUCACGCAGAAUGUCCAGAACAACGAACAGAGCGUGCGGUCUCUACUCAGUGAUUUCUACGAGUUUGUAUACCCCGCCUGCCCUGUCCUCCUCCCGCCCGGCAGCCUUCCUUCGCUGGCGUUCUACUUCUCAGGCAAGGGACCCUGCGGCCUGUUUGCGGCCAUCAGUGCAUGCGUCUCGCUGCACCUUGCGCCUGCCGAUGCCCUCAAGACGCUCCGGACGUCGUACGGCGGCGACUCUUCGGCUUCCUCUGCCACCUCGGCGUCCGAAGAGAUGAUGGCGUCUGAGGAGAUCGCAGCAAAACACGCAAAUUCGUCUGAGAACAUCCUCUUUCGUUAUGCCCAAUCGCAGCAGGCCUGCUUUGCUUCGCCGAUGGAUGUGGACGUCGACGGCACCGAAGAGCUCGUUCAGAUCGAAGCUGCCGCUGCGCAUACGCUCCUGUGUCACUUUUACUACGGAAGUGGCAAGCCUGGAAGCCAUGAACGAGCAUACAAGCACGCCCUCGAGGCGUGGAACGGCAUUCAAAAGUUCGACCUGCCCAGACGGUCGCGUCUCCAAGCUGCUCAGCAUCAACAGCAGCAGCAGCCAAACCCCAACCGCCCCUUCACUCCUGACCUGAUGAUGGAAUGGGCCAAGCGGGUCUACUGGGCCAGCUAUGCUGCAGCGACGGUCAUGUCGUGCACCGGCGGCUUCCAGCCUUUUGCUGCACCUCGCGACCGGGUCAUGGAUCUGCAGAUGCGGCCGCAACUUGAUCAUGACGUUGCCGCUUGGGGUACCAUGAUUCGCGGCGCACAGCAAGUCUCGCAAGCCUACCGCCUACUCUACGAUCUGGACCAGCUGCGAACCCGAUUAGCCUCUGCUGAUGCCUCGUCUGCGUCUGCCACGUACCAUCAAGACUCGGCGGAACGGCAGCGGAUCUUCAAUGCAAUGCUCAAGCUCGAUGGCGAAAUUGACACGUACACCCGCUUCGAUCCCUAUUGGCGCAAAGGUUUCGUUCUCGAUGAAAGCGUCACUGCUGGCAUCGAGCCUUCCGAAGUUGAACUGGCGCGGAGUUUGCACAUCGCAGGCCGACUGAUGUGUGGAGGGUCUAUGAUCAUUCUUCACAGAGCACAGGCCUUUUCCAACGCUAGAGUGUUCAUGUCCCCGCAGUGCGGAAUCCCGGAAGCGGCGAGGAUGUAUUCGGUGGGCGGUGGCCAGGAAGCCAUCAUGCACCGCGCUCCCCAGAUCGACGCUGCGAGAUCGGCCAAUGCCCCGCAAAGUCUUGCAGAGCUGCAGGUAUCUCAAAACUUGCCUGUUCAUGCUCUCCUCUCCGACAAAUUUGCUGGUGGUCCCUUCGAGCCGGCACAUGCGCUUGAACGCUGCCGAUUCGCCGCCUCAGCCAUGAUCAGUACGCUACCCCAAGUCAUGAGCGACACCGCGUCAGGUCGCGCACCCAAGCUGCCUCCUUACUCGGCGUGCUCCUACGUAAUAGGCGCUUAUGCUACAUUGAUGAUCACGCUCCUGGUUCAGGUCCAGGGUCAGCGCCUCAUGCAGCAACAGCAGCAGCAGCAGCAAGUCACCCACUCGAGCCACCAAGCCGCAGACGAUGGCGGUCGCCUCGAGGUGGCUCAGCUGCAGAGGCAGCUCGAUGCCCACCGAGCCCCUGUCCGCGACAUGAUAAUCGUCCUCAAACGAUUCUCGACCAUCUGGGGAAAAGCGGUCGAGUACGAAGACGAGGUUGCGACACUCUUGGCCGCGAACGAGACUAUUCGAUAGGGUUCAGAGGGCUCAGUCGCCUUUUUCUCCUGUUUAUCCCAUCUGCUCUUUUCCACACAUCAUCUUCUCUUGUCACCUUUCCGUCGACUUUUCUCGGGCUUCUUCCUCCUUCUUUUGCUAGGCAUGUAAAUUGUAGACACACUACGUCGAGCCCUCAGGUGGUUUUCUCUCGGCUGUAACAGCCUUCUCUCCGUCACGAGAAGGCUGCUGUUGUAUCAAAGGUCCGGUCGAUGCAAUCGAUCAGUUCACCUCGCGGACAA